CAGAAGUGGAAGCCGUUCGCGGAAGUGUUCCGUUGAGGCUCUCCCUGUGGUUCGGGAUAAAGCAGCCCACAGGUCCUGACUCCCCAGGAGGAAGAGAAUCAUGUGAAGGAGGAAGAAGUUACAGGAUUUGGUAUCCGUAUUUCUGGGGACACACUUGAUUGAGGACUGAAAUCUCUGAACAAGAAUUCAGAGCAGGUCCAGAAGACACAAAGACAGAACCUCUGCACUGCCAGCUCUUUUCAGAGAAGAGGAGAAAAUGAUGGAGGCCCAGGAAUCCCUGACAUUUGAUGAUGUGGCUGUGGAGUUCACCUGGGAGGAGUGGCAGCUCCUGGCCCCUGCUCAGAAGGACCUGUACCGGGACGUGAUGUUGGAGAACUAUAGCAACCUGGUGUCAGUGGGUUAUCAAGCCAGCAAACCAGACUCACUCUCCAAGUUGGUGCAAGGAGAACCACCAUGGACAAUGGAAGAUGAAAUCCACUGUCGAACCCAUUCAGAAAUCUGGGAAGUUGAUGAUCUUGUGCCAGAACACUUACAAAAUGAAAGCCUGGAGAAUAGACUGGAACAAUGGCAUGAAUAUAAUGCAUUUGAAAACUCUGUUCAUCAGAACAGAACACAUUUUGUGUUAAGGCAAAAUCAUGACCUAUUUGACGUACAUGGAAAAAGUAUGAAAUCAGAUUUAACUUUACUUAACCAGAGCAGAAGCUGUGAAAUAAAGAGCCCUGCAGAGCUUACUGGAGAUGGGAAAUCCUUUCUCCAUGCUAACAAUGAAGAAUUUCAUACUGACACUAAAUUCCCUGAGAGCCAAAAACUCAUCAGCACUAAGUCCCAAUUCAUCAGACAUCAGAAAACUCAAAAAAUAGAGAAGCCUCAUGUAUGCAGUGAAUGUGGGAAAGCUUUUAUCAAGAAGUCCUGGCUCACUGAUCAUCAGAUCGUUCAUACAGGAGAGAAGCCUCAUCGAUGUAACCUAUGUGGGAAAGCAUUCUCCAGAAAGUUCAUGCUCACUGAACACCAGAGAACGCAUACAGGAGAAAAACCUUAUGAAUGCGCUGAAUGUGGCAAAGCCUUUCUCAAGAAAUCACGGCUCAAUAUACAUCAGAAAACACAUACAGGAGAGAAACCGUAUAUAUGUAGUGAAUGUGGGAAAGGAUUCAUCCAGAAGGGAAAUCUCAUUGUACAUCAGCGAAUUCAUACAGGUGAGAAACCUUAUAUAUGCAACGAAUGUGGAAAAGGCUUCAUCCAGAAGACAUGCCUCAUAGCACAUCAGAGAUUUCACACAGGAAAGACUCCCUUUGUGUGCAGUGAAUGUGGAAAAUCCUGUUCCCAGAAGUCAGGUCUCAUUAAACAUCAAAGAAUUCACACAGGGGAGAAACCCUUUGAAUGCAGUGACUGUAGGAAAGCCUUCACCACGAAGCAAAAGCUCAUUGUCCAUCAAAGAACUCAUACUGGAGAGAGACCCUAUAUUUGCAAUGAGUGUGGGAAAGCUUUUGCCUACAUGUCUUGUCUUGUUAAACAUAAGAGAAUACACACAAGAGAGAAACGUGGAGAUUCAGUCAAGGUGGAGAACCCUCCCUCAGAGAGUCACAGCUCAUCACAGACCAGUGUUGUCCUGCAGGAGAAAAACCUUGUUAAUUCAGUGACUAUGCAGGUGCCUUCUCUGCCUCCUCAGACAUCCUUAAACAUCAGUGGGCUUCUAGCAGACAGGAAUGUGGUCAUUGUGGGACAGCCUGUGGCCAGAUGUGCACCCUCUGGAGGGUUUGCACAGGAGAGAAACCAUAUGAAUGCAGUGAAUGUGGUUGUGCCUUCAGUGGUCAAUUAUGUCUUAUUUUAUGUCACAGAAAACCAGUCACCCCACUUAAACUUCACAGAUAAAGGCUACCUCCGCCACAUUCAGAACCUUAGGCUUUAUUGGACUGAGAUUUCUGAACAGGAAUUCAGAGCAGAUCCGGAAGACAAAGACAGAGCCUCUGCACUGCCAGCUGUUUUCAGAGAAGAGGAGAAAAUGAUCGAGGCCCAGGAACCCCUGACAUUUGACGAUGUGGCUGUGGACUUCACCAGGGAGGAGUGGCAGCUCCUGGCCCCUGCUCAGAAGGACCUGUACCGGGACGUGAUGUUGGAGAACUAUAGCAACCUGGUGUCAGUGGGUUAUCAAGCCAGCAAACCAAACGCACUCUCCAGGUUGGUGCAAGGAGAACCACCAUGGACAAUGGAAGAUGAAAUCCACUGUCGAACCCAUUCAGAAAUCUGGAAACUUGACGAUCAUGUGCCAGAACACUUACAAAAAGAAAGUAUGGAGGAUAGACUGGAACAAUGGCAUGAUCGUGACACAUUUGAAAAUUCUCUUCAUAAGAGCAGAACUCAUUUGGUGUUAAGGCAAAAUCAUGACCUAGUUGACGUACAUGGAAAAAGUAUGAAAUCAAAUUUAACUUUACUUAACCAGAGCAGAAGCUAUGAAACAAAGAGCUCUGCGGAGCUUACUGGAGAUGGGAAAUCCUUUCUCCAUGCUAACAAUGAACAAUUUCAUACUGACACUAAAUUCCCUGAGAGCCAAAAACUCGUCAGCACUAAGUCCCAAUUCAUUAAGCAUCAGAAAACUCAAAAAAUAAAGAAACCUCAUGUAUGCAGUGAAUGUGGGAAAGCUUUUAUCAAGAAGUCUUGGCUUACUGAUCACCAGAAUCUUCAUACAGGAGAGAAACCCCAUCAAUGUAGUCUGUGUGGGAAAGCAUUCUCCAGAAGGUUCAUGCUCACUGAACACCAGAGAACGCAUACAGGAGAAAAACCUUAUGAAUGCACUGAAUGUGGCAAAGCCUUUCUCAAGAAAUCACGGCUCAAUAUACAUCAGAAAACUCACACAGGAGAGAAACCCUUUAUAUGCAGUGAAUGUGGGAAAGGAUUUAUCCAGAAGGGAAAUCUCAUGGUACAUCUCCGGAUUCAUACAGGUGAGAAACCUUAUAAAUGCAAUGAAUGUGGAAAAGGAUUCAGCCAGAAGACAUGCCUCAUAGCACAUCAGAGAUUUCACACAGGAAAGACUCCCUUUGUGUGCAGUGAAUGUGGAAAAUCCUGUUCCCAGAAGACAGGUCUCAUUAAACAUCAAAGAAUUCACACAGGGGAGAAACCCUUUGAAUGCAGUGACUGUGGGAAAGCCUUUAUCGGGAAGUCACAGCUUGUUAUACAUCAGAGAACUCAUACAGGAGAGAAGCCCUAUGGAUGCGGUGAAUGUGGGAAAUCAUUCAGAGGGAAGUCAGUCCUCAAUAAACAUCAGAAAAUUCAUUCAGUCAAGGUGGAGAAUCCUUCCUCUGAGAGUCACAGGGUAUCACAGACCAGUGUUGUCCUGCAGGAGAAAAACUUUGUUAAUAUGGUGACUAUGCAAGUGCCUUCUGUGGUCCCUCAGACAUCAUUAAACAUCAGUGGGCUCCUAGCAGACAGGAAUGUAGUCAUAAUGGGACACCCUGUGGCCAGAUGUGCACCGUCAGGAGGGUUUGCACAGGAGAGAGCCCUUAUGAAUGCAGUGAAUGUGCUUGUGCCUUCAGUGAUCAAUUACGUCUUAUUUUAUGUCAUGGAAAACCAGUAGGAAAAAACUCAGAGACAUCUGGUGUAGAAAAAGGUUGAGCAAAAAUUUCUAGCUCAUAUUAUGGCUAAAACAUAUCUACUGAGAGAAACUGUAUAAAUGCUGAGACUAAGAACACCUGACAUCCUCAUCCUCUCCAAUAAAUGCAUUCAUACAGAGGCAUAAUCUGAUGCUAACCCAAACACAUAUCCAUCAAUCGCUCUAUUGUGUCAGUUCAACUAAGUGGAGGAAAUAAGUGAAUUCUUAAAACAUAUAAUUUAUAUCUAGAAUGUUGCUAUGAAUGAAAAACCAGCAAAGGGCUAAUAUUGGAUGGUGGGAUAUAAGGCAUGUAUAUAUUAAUUCAUUUUCCCCAGGCAAAAGUGAAGCAUUAAUUGAAAACUAGGCUGGCCACCAUAAACUCUUAGAAGUUUAUAUUAUGCAGAGGGACUUAUGAAACAACAGCCUUAGAUUGACUCAAUCAUUCAUUUACCGAGUUUUUGUCAAUUACUUCCUUUGUACCUGGUUGUGUGCUGGGAGCUAAGGAUAGAGUGGUGAUCAAAACAGAAAAAGCCUAUGGUCUCCUAGAGAGAGCACUGAGGUAGUCAGAUUAUCAUUGAGUGCUAUCACUACACUGCAACUAAUCUAGUGAGAGGAUAGUAAUAUCUGUAUUAAGUGAAAUGGACAUGGAGUAAUUGGUUCAAAGGAAUAUGACAGUUUAUUAUUGAAGGAGCAUAUUAUUUGGGACGAUUCGAGAAGGACUCUUCCUAAUGGUAGUUAAUCACCAUAGAACACAAGUUAUUUUUUUUU
This is a messenger RNA of Equus quagga, 4351 nucleotides long. RefSeq lists its product as uncharacterized. Gene Ontology annotation, biological process: negative regulation of transcription by RNA polymerase II. NCBI's taxonomy places the organism in Eukaryota, Metazoa, Chordata, Mammalia, Perissodactyla, Equidae. The transcript is spliced from 10 exons. The record is from RefSeq and is a predicted model, not a curated record. Bases 257 to 3568 code for a protein of 1103 amino acids. Gene Ontology annotation, molecular function: DNA-binding transcription repressor activity, RNA polymerase II-specific.